UCAUCUCUUCUUCUAUUCAUUACUUCCGAUCAAUAAAAAAAGUUUGAUUUUGGAAUUAUGGUCAUGUAUACUGCUCAGCCAUUCGACUCGAGCUCACAAGACAGCUGCGGCGACAACAAUCAUCAACAUACUGAUAAAGAGAAUAGAGUAGGAGAUGAUGAUGAAAGUGAGAAGAAGUUGAGAUGGUUAAGGUCACAAGUGAUUGGAGAUAACUUAGAAUUUGAGACACCUUUUGGGAAAAGGAAACUAGUUUAUGCUGAUCAUACUGCUUCCGGAAGAUCUCUUCACUACAUUGAAAAUUACAUCAUUCAAAAUGUCCUUCCAUUCUAUGGAAACACACAUACAAGUGAUAGUUAUGUGGGGAGAAAAACGAGUAAAAUGGUGCAGGAAGCAACAGAGUACAUAAAGAAAUGCUUGGGUGGAAGUUUAAAUGAUGCACUGCUUUUCUGUGGAUCGGGAACCACCGCAGCAAUUAAGAGAUUACAAGAAGUAAUGGGCAUUUGGGUUCCAUCAAUUCUCAGAGAUAGAAUUAUUCAGAGCCAAGUUAUGACGAAUGAAGAAAGAUGGGUAGUUUUUGUAGGGCCAUAUGAACAUCAUUCCAACAUCCUUUCAUGGCGUCAAAGUUUAGCCGAAGUUAUAGAAAUAGGGUUAGAUGAUGAUGGAUUGGUAGACAUGGAGAGUCUCAAAAUUCAGCUUGAGAGAUUUGAAUCUGAAAAUCGUCCAAUGUUAGGCUCAUUCUCAGCUUGCAGUAAUGUCACUGGAAUAUUGGUCGAUACGCGUGCCAUCGCUUGUCUGCUUCACGAAUAUGGCGCAUUUGCAUGCUUCGAUUUUGCCGCAAGUGCCUCCUAUGUUGAGAUCGACAUGCGAUCUGGCAAUAGUGAUGGGUAUGAUGCUAUUUUCUUAAGCCCGCAUAAGUUCAUGGGUGGUCCUGGAACGCCAGGAAUUCUCAUGAUGAACAAGGCCUUAUAUCAGCUGCGAUCUUCUCCUCCUUCGACUUGUGGAGGAGGAACUGUCACUUAUGUGAAUAACUUCGACGCAAAGGACACACUGUACUAUGAUGAUAUCGAAGAAAGAGAAGAUGCCGGUACACCGCCAAUCAUUCAAAAGAUAAGAGCAUCAUUGGCAUUUUGGGUUAAAGAGUACAUUGGGUACAGUGUGAUUGAAAACAAGGAGCGACUUUACAUAGAAAAAGCUCUGGAGAGACUCCUCCCAAAUCCAUACAUAUGGAUACUAGGGAAUACUAAGGUUACAAGACUUGCCAUCCUUUCUUUUCUAAUUUGCCCGAAAACUACCAAUUCUACAUCACUACACACGGCUGCUGAAGUUGUUGAUGAAAGGAAAAGAAGCCUCUACAUGUCAAGAAUGUCAGGGAAGCCUUUACAUGGACCUUUCGCUGCGAAGCUUCUCAACGACCUCUUCGGCAUUCAGUCUCGAGGUGGAUGCGCCUGUGCUGGGCCAUACGCUCACCAUUUGCUUGGUGUGGAUGAGAAUCUCUCCCUUUCCUUUCGUGCAACCAUUCAGAAGGGUUACCUCGGCAUAAAACCGGGAUGGACAAGAAUCAGCUUCCCGUAUUACAUGUCGGGCGAAGAAUUUGAUUUCAUUUUGUUAGCUCUAGAAUUCAUUUCUGUUUACGGUAAUCGGUUCCUUCCAUUGUAUAGUUUCAACUGGAAGACAGGGCAAUGGACAUUCAGAAGAAAAUCAGUCGAACACAACUUAAUGCGAGAUAAUCAGAACCUUGUACAACUGAUCGACAAGUUAUCAUUAACUAGAACGAAACCAGAUGACAACUGCAUUAGAAAGAGCAACGAAUACAAAACCAAGAAUGAUUUUGAAGUGACUGAAUCUUUCACUAUGUACUUAAACAAUGCUAAAAGCAUCGCUGAUUCUCUCUUAAGUUUCUCUCAUCCACGUAAGAUUCCGGUCGAUAUAGAUCCUAACCUUGUAUAUUUUGCACUCUAGAAUUAAUAGUUUAUCAGAAACGUCUGCAAUUUUGUGUCACCAGAGAUGUAUAGCUAUGUCAGUAAUAAAUUUGCGCAAAUG
This is a messenger RNA of Papaver somniferum (opium poppy), 2040 nucleotides long. Its product is annotated as probable cysteine desulfurase. The record is from RefSeq and is a predicted model, not a curated record. NCBI's taxonomy places the organism in Eukaryota, Viridiplantae, Streptophyta, Magnoliopsida, Ranunculales, Papaveraceae. The coding region runs from base 58 to 1959 and encodes 633 amino acids. The transcript is spliced from 5 exons.